Messenger RNA from Nilaparvata lugens (brown planthopper), 2301 nucleotides. RefSeq names its product laccase-2. The record is from RefSeq and is a predicted model, not a curated record. Gene Ontology annotation, biological process: iron ion transport. The transcript has 12 exons. Gene Ontology annotation, molecular function: oxidoreductase activity; copper ion binding. Gene Ontology annotation, cellular component: plasma membrane. The coding region runs from base 138 to 2129 and encodes 663 amino acids. Lineage: Eukaryota; Metazoa; Arthropoda; Insecta; Hemiptera; Delphacidae.
CUCUCAACUAUAGGCAUAUUACUCCUUUUUGAAAGUGAUAAGUUAUUUGAAGGCACUCGAGCCGCCUGCAAUAAACUGGCAAUGUCAGAUCUGUUGCAGCUACAACAUAACUCAAAUCUUAGUCUAGUCUCUUCAAAAUGAAAUUACAAGUUGUAUUUUUCAUGUAUUUCUUCACUUUCUGCAAUAACCUACAAAUGAUCUCAACCUCAAAGUUCAAAUUCAUGAGGGAAUCAAGAGAGCUACUCAGACGUUCUGGUACAUCUCCAGUGCAUCCUUGUGUCAGAGAAUGCAUUACUGGUCAGACAAUGAUUUGCCAAUACAAAUUUGUAGUUGAAGAUUCGACGAGUAUGGACCUGUCGUGCGGCGACUGUCCAUUCAAUGAGACCGACUGCAGGCGCCCAGGGUGCAACCCAGCGGGGGGCGUCCAGAGGCCCAUCAUCACAGUCAACAGGCAGACUCCAGGUCCUGAAAUACAAGUUUGUGAAGGAGAUACAAUAGUUGUAGAUGUAGUGAAUACACUAAAAUCAGAAGGAAUAACCAUCCACUGGCAUGGUCUACAUCAAGUGAACACACCUUUCAUGGAUGGUACACCGUACAUAACGCAAUGUCCAAUUCUGCCAUUCAAUUCUUUCCGCUACCAGUUCAAAGCUCUGCCUCAUGGAACGCAUAUGUGGCAUGGUCAUGUAGGAUUUCAAGACUGCGACGGUUUAUAUGGCAAACUUGUUGUGAGAAGGCAAGAGCCCAGCAUCUUCAGAGACUUAUAUGACUUUGAUCUACCAGAGCAUAGUAUAAUAAUAUGGCACUGGUACCAUUGGAAAAGCCAAGGAAUUCUAGAGAAUGUACUACACACAAACACAUCUAUUAAGCCAUUUGGUAUACUUAUUAAUGGGAAAGGCUCAUUUAAAGAAUUCAAAGAUAGCUCAAAUCGAAGAGUAUUUACGCCCAGAGAAGUAUUCCAUGUUACCAAAGGAAAAAGGUAUUUGUUUCGAGCUGCGUUGAACAGUGCAAUUUAUUGCCCAAUCCAAGUGUCAGUAGACAACCAUACGCUGGAAAUGGUGUCAACAAGUACUAGCAAUAUUAAACCAUUGACAGUUGACAGUUUCAUGAUGAAUGCUGGAGAGAGGUUCAAUUUCAUUUUAACAAGCAAUCAAACCAAUGAUUGUUAUCUGAUGAGGUUUCGAGCAUUUGGGGAUUGUGGAGAUGAGAAUGGACUUCAUCAAGAAGCAUUCGUUUGUUAUGAUGGGGAGACGCCUCAACUCAAUAAGCAAUACUCAUUCACAUACGACCUGGGAAGGAGGGAAGGCAGAUUGUUCAAUGCUAUCCAGGUAGCAGCUUCAAACUAUGAUAAAAAUGAAUUGGUUUCUGUUACUGACUUGAAAAGUACAGAAAAAAAUGAAUUGGACAUCAGAGGAACACCAGUGGUUACUUUAUACGUAAAACUAGAUGCUAAAAUAUACAAUGAUGCUCUGUAUCCAGGGUCGUGGCCUCAAUUCAAUGACAUAACAUUCGAUUUUCCAACCAAGCCUAUGUAUCCUCAGAAGGAGGAGCUCGAUGAGAAUGAUACCUGCUCUGAAAUGGCUGCCAAAACCAAUCACUGUAUUGGAAAUUUUUGUGUUUGUCCCUACACGCAUGAUUUGCCGCUAAAUGCUCUAGUUGAGUUGGUAUUGGUUGAUGUUAGUAUAGAGAGAAAACAAGAUCACCCUAUUCAUCUGCAUGGCAAUAACUUCUACAUAGUGGCUAUUGAAGCGGUAGGAAGGAAUAUAACAUUCGAAAAUAUAAAAGAAAUGAAUGAACAAGGAAAUAUAAGCAAAGUUCUACAAGGCGUGCCCAGCAAAGACACAAUUUCAGUACCAAACAAAGGAUACGCUGUCAUCAGAUUCAAAACAACUAAUCCAGGAUAUUGGUUAUUCCACUGCCAUGUCUCCAAUCACAUGGAACUAGGUAUGGCGAUGGUUUUCAAGGUCGGACAACACUCAGACAUGGUCAAAACUCCUAAGAACUUUCCUAGAUGUGGAAACUGGGUUUAUGAGCCUGAAAUUGAGUCGAAUAAUAAUAAUGCAGGAGUCUAUCAUGAAGUUCAAUUUGUUAUCUUAAUGACAACACUGAUAAUGCAUGUCUUAGUGAAUUGACUCUAUAGUAUUAACUCAACACUGGUCAUUGAACUGGAAAAAUCCCUAUGCUUCAAAAUUGAUCCUUCAAGACUGGUUCUGUUUUAAAAUAAAUUAUUUAUGCUGGUAUUUAUAGAACCUCUUUUUCAUAGAUUAAAAUAAUAAAUAUUCUAUGAAUUAUAUUUUUACAAAA